Mesocricetus auratus (golden hamster) is the source of this 917-nucleotide messenger RNA. RefSeq lists its product as uncharacterized. Bases 152 to 796 code for a protein of 214 amino acids. NCBI's taxonomy places the organism in Eukaryota, Metazoa, Chordata, Mammalia, Rodentia, Cricetidae. The record is from RefSeq and is a predicted model, not a curated record. The transcript is spliced from 5 exons.
UUUGAGGUCUCCUUUUGUAGAAACCACCCACAUUUCACUCCAGCCUGUGCAAGAUUGCCUUUAGAGAUCAGUGGACUCGGAACACCACUCUCAAGCUAAUGCCACCAAGCUCUGAACAUGUGAUUUACAAAGAGCCAUAGAGUCUGGGUGCAUGUACAGACCACAGAGAGUCAGCUUUCAGCCCCCUCUCCCCAUGUCAGAGACUGUGGUGGGUGACCCUGCUCGGACACCCCUUGCGGGAGGGGGUGAGAAGAUGCAGCACCAAGGUCUCAGGCACUGGGAGUCGGUGUCUGAAACAGUGCAUGUCAUGGAAAGGCAUCUGAGGAGUCAGGAGCUUUCUCCAACCAGAAAAAUCCAUCCUGUGAUCCAUCAAGGCAAAUAUGGAUGGUCUUCCCACAGAGGGAGCAGCACUUACCAACAUCAGCCUGAGAUGAAGUCUUCAGAAAUGAGCGAGCUGAAAAAUAAAACCAUCCUGGUAAAUACUUUGUGGACCAUGGCUAAAGAGCAGCCAGAAACAGCACUCCCUGGGCACACUGCAGUCCCAACCUCAGCUUCCGGCUUCACUCCUUCCUGCCAAACACCAGAUUGUGACCUUCUAGUGGGCAAGAGCUUCACUGUGGUGGAUGGAAUGGAUCCGAGAUGGAUAAAGAAACCACAGGACAUUGCAAGCAUCCAGUUUGAUGCAGCAAGGCAAGGUGUGAAGCUUCUGGGUCCAGAAAAGCUACUGAAAAACAUAGAACUCAUUCUUCAUUACAAGCCAACUUCUGACCCUAAACAUUCUGUUUUCCUACCUUAGAGACUGUAUCCUGACUUUGUCGUAGCAAGAGUAUCAUGGGAUCUUGUAAAGUGGGUUUGAAGGAGGGUAGGGACAUGGGGACAAUUUAUGUAUCAUUCAAAGUACAGCCAAAGAAUGAAGC